Messenger RNA from Purpureocillium takamizusanense, 699 nucleotides. RefSeq lists its product as uncharacterized. The transcript has 2 exons. Bases 184 to 612 code for a protein of 142 amino acids. Lineage: Eukaryota; Fungi; Ascomycota; Sordariomycetes; Hypocreales; Ophiocordycipitaceae. The record is from RefSeq and is a predicted model, not a curated record.
ACGCCAUCGUCCGCCCCCCGCCUACCCCUUUUCUCCUUUUCCCCCUCUCCUUUCACCCCAAAACCGCCUAAUUCAUCUUCUCCUCCCUCGGCGUAGACGAAUACUACUAGGUACUUCCUGGCCGGUAAGCUCCUGCCCCGUACGACUGUGAAAGUUGGCAUUCUGGGGAGAGUGGCUCACCCGAUGGUUGUUUAUGCAGGUAGCAGCACAAUGUCCGAUCCGGUACCCGAGGGACAAGGAGAUGGCGGACAGGCCCCCGACUGUCCCGUGAGAGCCUGCCGGCUGUGUCUCCCGCAGCGCUUCCAAUACGAGUGGGACGUCGCCGAGGCCAAGAUGGAACUCGCCUCCCAGACCGUCGACCGCUACAACGCAUGCUGGUCCGCGCCGACGGGCGGCCCGGACCACCUCGACCCCGACGACAAGGACAAGCGGCUGCGCGAGAUCGGCGCCCUGCUCGUCGCCCAGCUGCGCGACGCCAUGGAGGCGGCCCGCCGGUGCUGGGCCACGCGCGAGAUGCUCCUCGACAUGGAGCGCGCCUGGCGCGAGAACGACGACGACGACGACAUCGACGUCGGCCACGACGUGCUGCUUCUGGGUGAUGAUGGGCAGUGAGGCGUUCGUUUGCUCUUGUUUUUGCAGUGGUGAUGGUGGUGGUGGGUGUGGUACUGGUCGCGGAAGUGGUAAUGGUGGUGAUGGGCA